Molecule: messenger RNA, 1480 nt
Organism: Cryptococcus deneoformans JEC21
Lineage: Eukaryota; Fungi; Basidiomycota; Tremellomycetes; Tremellales; Cryptococcaceae
Exons: 5
Coding region: 490-948 (152 amino acids)
Source: RefSeq, a predicted model, not a curated record
GUUGAGAAUCUUAUUCUCAUACGCCCAUCUUAUUUACACACAGACACGUACAACGGCACCAUUCACUCUCAACUGGGGUAUCAUCUCUACUUGUGACAUCUCCACUACCUUCGCCCACGACCUUGUCGUCGACCCGGCCUGCCAUAACAUUAAGAAUGUCAACCACCCAAGAUCGCCGCUGUCGGCUCCUGCUCCGUCUAUUCCGCUCAAUCGUUCCUUGACAAGCUCAAUGAAAGCUGCGAGGGGAAAUCAUGGGCUUGGGGACUGAGGAAUGGUGUUCCCGGUAGUGCCAAACCGAGGGGCACUUACGAGGAAAUAUACAACGAUCCUGAUGUUACAGCCGUCUACGUAGGCACCCCACAUGUCCUCCACCACCGUAACGCAAAAGGCGUUCUGUUGGCUGGUACACACGUCCUCGAGAAGCCUGCUUAUUUCGAAGUCGAAGCGUUGGACGAGUUGAUCAAGAUUGCUAAGGAAAACAAAAUCUUUAUGGAAACUGUGUGGACUCGAUUCCAACCCACCGCCUACGUCGUUGAAGAAGUCAUCAAGUCCGGUAUUCUCGGUAAACCCAAGCGUUUUUUUGCCGAUUUCUCCAUGGGCUGGGACAUAGGCGUUUCGGCCGACACCAGCCAAAUGGUCAACCCAGCUCUCGGCGGUGGCUCGCUCCUUGAUAUGUCUGCCUACCCAUCUGUCUGGACCAUGCUCCUCGUCCACGGCCACCCUCUCAACGCCGAUAAACCCCAAGGUGGUCUUCACCCAUCAAACUAUUUACCCUCGUUCUGGAGUAGAUAUCAAUUCGAGGUGAUUGGUGGAGUGGAAGGGGCUUUGCCAGGGAAUGUUGAUGCCGAUUUGGAUAAUGCCGGACAGAAGAAUUUGGCCGCGGUUUUGCAGUGUGAGGAAGGAGAUUUGGUUGUUGCCUACCCCGCUUUCCAAUUCGAGACAUUCUAAUCCAUCCCCGAACCCUUCCGCUUUCCCGGCCCCAAAGGACCAUCACUUCCAUCAUUCACCACCAUCCUCUUCAUGAUGGGAACAAUGGGAUGUCAUACGAAGCAGACGAGGUUGCGAGGUGUAUUAGGGAUGUGAAGAUUGAGAGUGAGAGGAUGCCAUGGGAGGAGAGCAAGGUGGGGCAGGGGUGGAUUGAUAAGGUGAGGAAGGAAUGGCCGAGCGAGACUGCCAAGUUGGCGAGGACUGCUGGGCAAUAGAGUAGGAAGCGGCAAGUGACAAGUGACGCAAGGUCCUUGUGAGAUAUAUCAAAAGCAGAAGGCGAAAGCGAAUAUGCAGACAUCAAUGUUUACUGCCCCAUCAUCUAGGCUGUAUAUAUGUUGUGACUUCCAGCUUUCAAAUCAUUGAUUGCUUCGGCUUGAUAAAUCGAUUAACAAAGAAUGGCUUGUAACUUGUCUCGGAAACAAGUCUGACUUGUAACUUGAAUCCAAUCUUUUUUUCUACCUUCUCCUGCGCCUAAUCAACAUUUACAACAAGG